Naegleria lovaniensis is the source of this 630-nucleotide messenger RNA. RefSeq lists its product as uncharacterized. The transcript has a single exon. The record is from RefSeq and is a predicted model, not a curated record. NCBI's taxonomy places the organism in Eukaryota, Heterolobosea, Eutetramitea, Acrasida, Naegleriidae. Bases 1 to 630 code for a protein of 209 amino acids.
AUGCCUUCCAUUCAUCCAUCCUUCUUCUUCCCAUUGUGUUGGCUUCCCUCUCCUCAACACGAUCAUUACUUUUCCACUUCAUAUAAAUGUAAUUCCAAUGUGAGAAUAAGGCUUCAUGAAUUAUAUACACAUCAAUUGAGAGAACAACGAGAGAAGAAGAGGAAAUCCUUGUUGGAACAGCAUCAACCUUCCAAUGCUGCUGCUGUUGCACAUUUGUGUUAUAAUCCUCAUGCCAUGUGUGUGUCUUCUCAAGAUGUGACCAUGAAACAUACGAACAUGAUGACAGAUCAUCAUUCUCAUCAUUUGCAUCAUUCACAGCAAUCCAAUGCUCAUCCAAAACGAAAUCAUCAUCCUCAUCAACAUUUUCAUGAGAAGAAACAACCUUCGUUUGGAGAUGAGGACACGAUGGAAAUGAUUUCCAAGAAUCUUCAAAUGUUACAAGAUCAAGAUGGUGAUUUAGAAAUGCACGAUUGCAGUACCAUGACAAAAAUUCAUGAAUCUACAAUGAUGCAACAACAACAACAACAGCAGCAACAACUGUCAUUGUCAAUUCUUGCUCCAUCCUCCACCUCAACUUUUUCUCAAAGUGAGAAUGGUGCUGCUCAUAGCAAGACUGGCCAGCGAAAGUGA